CUCCACUAUAUAUUUGGGCGCCCCAGUUCAGUUUAGGAGCCAAGUUAAACAACUUCGUCAACUUCUUCUCUUGCUCAUAGAAACCAUCUAUAACAAUUAUCAGUACCAUGCCUGUCAACUGUGUUGCACCAAAACCAGAGUAUGAGAGCAAAGCCCCAGGAGAAAGUCUGUCAGGGAAGAAUGAACCAAGUAAUGUGGCUGUGAUUGCCUACCCACUACCACCUGAGACACAAUCUGUCAUCCAACUCAGAGUAUUUCCCAUAGCUUUGAAGUUUGAGGAGGUGGUCUACAAAGUUAAACGGGAAGAGAAAGGAUCAUGCUGGGGAGGUACAUGGAACGGUAAAGAGAAAACUAUACUGAACGGGAUUUCAGGAAUGGUUUGCCCUGGAGAGAUCCUAGCUAUGUUAGGCCCAUCAGGCAGUGGUAAAACCACCCUCCUCACAGCCCUCGGAGGCCGGCUCAAUGGUAAAUUGUCAGGAAAGAUCACAUACAACGGGCAGCCGUUUUCUGGCGUCAUAAAGCGACGCACAGGGUUUGUAGCCCAAGAUGAUGUUUUGUACCCACAUCUAACUGUGAAUGAAACUCUCAUGUUCACUGCACUGUUAAGGCUUCCCAAAACCUUAACUUGGGAAGAGAAAGCCCAGCAUGUAGAACAGGUGAUCAUUGAGUUGGGAUUGACUCGCUGCAGAAACAGCAUGAUAGGUGGCCCACUGUUUAGAGGAAUAUCAGGAGGAGAGAAGAAGAGGGUGAGCAUAGGACAAGAGAUGCUAAUCAACCCGAGCUUACUACUACUAGAUGAGCCUACAUCAGGUUUGGACUCAACCACAGCUCAGCGAAUUCUUACAACGAUCAAAAGGUUAGCUGAAGGGGGAAGAACAGUAGUUACCACCAUUCACCAGCCUUCAAGCCGAUUGUACCACAUGUUUGAUAAGGUAGUUUUGCUCUCUGAGGGAUCUCCAAUCUAUUAUGGUCCUGCCUCUGCUGCCUUGGAAUACUUCUCCUCCGUCGGUUUCUCAACAUCCAUGACUGUCAAUCCAUCUGAUCUCUUACUUGAUCUCGCCAAUGGUAUUGCUCCUGAUAGGAAUGGAGGUGAGCAAGGUGAGAACAUGGAAAAGGAACAGAAGCUGGUGAAGGAAACUCUAAUUUCUGCUUACGAGAGGAACAUUUCAACAACUCUAAAAGCGGAGCUUUGCAACCUGGAUGUCAAUAGGUUCAGCCACAUAAAAGAUACCCCUGCAACACGUAUAAAAUGUAUAGGAAAAAAUACCAAUUCAGAGGAGUGGUCUACAAGCUGGUGGCAUCAGUUCAAGGUGCUAUUUCAGAGGGGCUUGAGGGAGCGGCGGUUUGAAUCAUUCAACAGGCUGAGAAUUUUCCAAGUCAUCAGUGUUGCAGUACUUGGCGGGCUCCUCUGGUGGCAAACCCCGACAUCUCACAUUGGGGACCGAACGGCAUUGCUGUUCUUCUUCUCGGUAUUUUGGGGCUUCUACCCUCUCUACAAUGCAGUUUUCACAUUUCCCCAAGAAAGGAGAAUGUUGAUCAAGGAGCGGGCAUCUGGAAUGUAUCAUCUCUCGUCCUACUUUCUAGCCAGAACCUUCGGAGACCUGCCAUUGGACCUUGCACUCCCUACAGCAUUUGUUUUCAUAAUCUAUUGGAUGGGUGGGCUUAAACCUGAUCCCAUAACUUUCGUGCUGUCCCUGAUUGUGGUUCUCUACAGUGUCCUGGUCUCCCAAAGUCUAGGAUUAGCCAUUGGUGCUAUUGUUAUGGAGAUAAAACAAGCCACGACACUGGCAUCAGUUACAACUCUGGUCUUCCUCAUUGCUGGUGGUUACUACGUGCAACAAAUACCUCCAUUCAUUGUUUGGCUUAAGUACUUGAGCUACAGCUACUACUGCUACAAGCUUCUACUUGGAGUCCAAUACAAAGAAGAUGAUUACUAUGAGUGUUCCAAGGGAGUCCUGUGCCGGGUUGGAGAUUAUCCUGCGAUCAAAUCAAUGGGGCUGAACAAUUUGUGGAUGGAUGUGUGUGUUAUGGCCUUGAUGUUGGUAGGUUAUCGACUCAUUGCAUACUUUGCACUUCAUCGAGUACAGUUGAGGUGAAUUUAGCAAUGCUUUGCUUCUAGAAGAAAGACACUUUGAAGAGUUCUCUCGUCUUUCAACGGAGAAAUAAUGUUAGAUGUAGGCUGGGGACCAAGGUCUGAAGAUUUUGAUGAAUUUUUCCUCCCAGUUAAUGGAUGGUCAGACCUUCUGUCAUACUUGGAUCUCAUAAUCCUAACUUAGGCAUAUUGAUACCGGAAUAAGCAUAUAAGAUACGGAUGUAACAAGGACAUCUCAUGUUGCUGGUAAAGGAGGAAAAGCAUAAAGUGUUUGGACAUUGUCCUCCAACUAUUCUGUAGAACUGUUCUCUGAACAUUUGUUUUGAGGCAGGAAUUGUUCUCAAAGCCAAAAAGUCACUUUUUUACUCUAAUGGCUUCCAUUCGAUGCAUCAACAACAAAUUCACAGGAUAAAGGGGGCUGCCAUAAGGCCAGGAAGAUGGGCAGGACCAAGUAGAGAAAGAAGUAACUAAUUGGGAAUCAAUAGGUAAGCUGGAACAAUUGAUAGUGAUAGGCAGUAAACGGUCAAACAGAAAAGAAGC
This is a messenger RNA of Linum tenue, 2632 nucleotides long. Lineage: Eukaryota; Viridiplantae; Streptophyta; Magnoliopsida; Malpighiales; Linaceae. The record is from the annotation of a GenBank genome assembly.